AAUAUUCACUAGAAGACAAAAUGGGCAGAUGGAGACAAUAAUCGGUUUCAAGUCCGCCUUCCCUCCCAAACCCAGAACGGGUUCUCUCGUUUCUCGUUCAUCUUUCACAUCUUCAGGCGCUCUUCACAAAAAGGCCAUUGAAAUCCUCCUCAAUUCCUAAUCCAGAUUCGUCGUAUUCAUGUUUUAUUGCAUCAAAUUCUUGCAAUCACUGUCUUCUGAACUUUUUCGAGCCGAUCGAGUCUUGAUUCUCACUCGAUCCGUCUUUUGUCUGCAAAUUUUGAUUCUUGGACUUCAAGGGUUGCCGUGGAGCUUGGAGUUGCGGCCAGAUUCUGCGUAGACGCUUGUUCGGUCUGUUUGUUCUUUGUUAACUUUUGGCUGCCUGUGUGCUUGUUGAAUCUUGAGGAAUUUUAUUGGUUUUGAGAGUUGGGUUUGUCGCGAAGUUGAUUUUCCCUACGUGGGUUCAAGUUGGUUGGCGUUGAUUUUAGUGGAAGGAACUUCCAUGGAGUAUGAACUUUCGGAUAGCAGUGGAACAGAUGAUGACCUUCCUCCUCCUCAUCAAAAUAGAUUUCAACGAGGUGGGCUUCCUGCUGGGAAUGGAAGAUCUGCACCAGUAAAUUCUUCUACAUUACCCAGGAUGGUCGGCGAUAUGGAAAUGCAGAUCCACCACAUUGAGCAGGAAGCAUAUAGUUCGGUCCUGCGUGCUUUUAAAGCUCAAUCCGAUGCAAUUACAUGGGAGAAGGAAAGUUUAAUAACAGAAUUAAGAAAGGAGUUGAGAGUAUCAGAUGAAGAACACAGAAAACUUUUAUCUCGGGUAAAUGCAGACGAUGUCAUCAAAAGGAUAAGGGAAUGGAGAACAGCAAAUGGGCUCCAACCUGGAAAGCUCAAUGCUGAUCAACCCAUGGCGGAUCCCGUACCCAGCCCCACUGCUUCAGCAUCACGGAAGAAACAGAAAACAUCCCAAGCUUCCCUGUCCCAAGGUGCACCUACUCCUGCAAUACCUACUGGUACACAACCAUCUUCAUCGGCCAUGAGACGUGGUCCUCCCCCUGGUGCUAGAACUACAAAGACGAAAGCAUCCAUGCAUACAGGUCUUACUGGAAGUGGCCAAGUGAAUAAUCGAGGUUCUUUAGGGGCUUUUGUUUCAAAUGAAAAUGCUGAAGGAGCAACCGAACCGUUAAUUGGACGGAAAGUUUGGACUAGAUGGCCUGAAGACAACAGCUUCUAUGAGGCUGUUAUAACUGAUUAUAACCAUGCUGAGGGUCGUCAUGCUUUGGUUUAUGAUAUUAAUACAGCACACGAGACAUGGGAAUGGGUCAACCUUAAAGAGAUAUCCCCUGAAGAUAUUAGGUGGGAACGAGAAGAUUCUGUAGUAUCUCGCAGUGGUGCUCGCCCUGGACACGGGAGGGGCAAUAAGAAGUCCAUGACACGAGGCGGUGCAGUGGCUGCUGGUGGAAGGGGCAGAGGGACUACAAAGGGUCAAUCUAGGAAAGACUUACCUGUAUCUCAAAAUGGAUCUCGGAAGCAGGCUAUGGGUGAUAUUGAAAUACUUCACACCGACACGCUGAUUAAGGAGGUGGAAAAGGUAUUUGGUGCUAAUCAUCCAGAUCCCAUGGAGAUUGAAAAGGCUAAGAAAGUGCUGAAAGACCACGAACAAUCCCUUGUCGACGCAAUUGCAAGGCUUGAAGAUGCAUCGGACGGUGAGAGUGCAGAUGGAAGAGAACCAUAUUCUCAAGGACAAUCAAUGGUUCGUGUAUGAACGACGAUGUAAAGUGGACGAAGCUCCAAAAUGGCCAAAUUCUUAAACCUGCAGGCUGCUAAUAAUUGAUGGCAAUGGUGAUGAAUUGCAUUAGUUGAAUGGAAAACUCAGCAGAACACUCCCUCCGGUUUGGCGUUUUCGAACUUUAAUGAUCAACCGUGCUAUUAUCGGUGCCUUGGCCUUCAAGAACGCAGACUUCACGCCCAUUUGAUGCAUCUUUUGAUUGUACUAAGAGUUAUUGUUUUAUUUUGAUCCCUAGCUUUAACUUCAGAAGAAGGAUUAUUUCUGUAAAACUUUAUUCAAAAGUCAAUAGAAUCUAUGUAGAUUAGUUCUU
Messenger RNA from Cucurbita moschata (crookneck pumpkin), 2090 nucleotides. RefSeq names its product protein EMSY-LIKE 3. NCBI's taxonomy places the organism in Eukaryota, Viridiplantae, Streptophyta, Magnoliopsida, Cucurbitales, Cucurbitaceae. Gene Ontology annotation, cellular component: nucleus. The transcript is spliced from 10 exons. Bases 500 to 1756 code for a protein of 418 amino acids. Gene Ontology annotation, biological process: defense response to fungus. The record is from RefSeq and is a predicted model, not a curated record.